Molecule: messenger RNA, 1836 nt
Organism: Nicotiana tabacum (common tobacco)
Lineage: Eukaryota; Viridiplantae; Streptophyta; Magnoliopsida; Solanales; Solanaceae
Product: serine/threonine-protein phosphatase PP1 isozyme 1-like
Cellular component (GO): nucleus; cytoplasm
Molecular function (GO): protein serine/threonine phosphatase activity
Source: RefSeq, a predicted model, not a curated record
UGACCUCAACAAGGGGUACACCCACACAGUCCCCACAUGAUUCAUGACACAUUUACACGCUGCAAACCAAAAACAACGUUAGAUUUAGCAAUUAUCAAGGAGAAAGCCACACGAGCAAGAUUAUAGAUAUAAUAGUAAUAAUCUCCUUUCUAUCUUCAUUCCUCCAUCAUUCAUGAUUUCAAGAAAACUAUCCAUAUUACCCCAUCAAUAUCAAAUCUACAACUUUUUCUCUUGUAAUAAUCGAUUCUAAGAGAAAAAUACAAACACCCUUUUCUUGUUUCUCCCUUGACCCUUUGUUAUUUAGUUUGUUUUGAAUUGUGGGUGUUUUUAGCUUGUUUUUAGUGUUUUCUUGAAACCCCAUCAAUAUCAAAUCUACAAUUUUUUCUUCAUUCUAAAAGAAAAUACAAACACCCUUUUGCACCCUUUUCUUGUUUUUCCCUUUCCCUUUUGUUGUUUUUCUAGUGUUUGUGGAAACCCCAGGUCGAGAAAGAAACAAAGGAAUGGCACAAAAUAACGAGCAGCAGGUACAGGGGCAGGGAUUAAUAGAGGCAGGGGUUCUUGAUGAUAUAAUAAACAGAUUAUUGGAGUUUAGGAAUGCAAGAACAGUGAGGCAGGUUCAGCUUUCAGAAGCUGAGAUCCGUUCACUUUGUAGUGCUUCAAGGGAAAUCUUCCUUCAGCAGCCUAAUCUUCUUGAACUUGAAGCCCCCAUCAAGAUCUGUGGUGACAUUCAUGGCCAAUAUGGUGAUCUUUUGAGGCUUUUUGAAUACGGGGGUUUUCCUCCUGAGGCUAAUUAUUUGUUUUUAGGGGACUACGUCGACCGUGGCAAACAAAGUUUGGAAACAAUAUGCCUUCUACUUGCAUACAAAAUUAAAUAUCCUGAGAACUUCUUUCUCUUGAGAGGAAAUCAUGAAUGUGCUUCUAUUAAUCGAAUUUAUGGAUUCUAUGAUGAAUGUAAGCGCCGAUUCAACGUGAAGCUAUGGAAAUGCUUCACUGAAUGUUUCAAUUGUCUUCCCGUUGCUGCUCUCAUAGAUGAGAAAAUACUGUGCAUGCACGGUGGUCUUUCUCCAGACCUAACAAACUUAGAUCAGAUAAGAAAUUUACCUCGUCCAACUGAUGUUCCAGAUUCUGGUUUGCUGUGUGAUUUACUUUGGUCAGAUCCUAGCCGAGAAGUUAAAGGUUGGGGAAUGAAUGAUAGGGGAGUUUCAUAUACUUUUGGUCCUGAUAAGGUCGCAGAAUUCUUGAUGCAACAUGAUAUGGACCUUGUUUGUCGUGCCCACCAGGUUGUUGAAGAUGGUUAUGAAUUUUUUGCGGAAAGGCAGCUAGUGACGAUAUUUUCGGCCCCAAACUACUGUGGUGAAUUUGAUAAUGCUGGUGCAAUGAUGAGUGUUGAUGAAAGUUUAAUGUGCUCGUUCCAGAUACUGAAGCCAACAGAUAGAAAGCCUCGGUUUUUAUGAGGCAAAAUCGAUAGCUUGUAGCUACACUCUCCCAGAGCACCCAAGAAAUUCUUAUGGUCGGCAACGAGCAGUUGAAGAUGCCGAUGACUUCUGGGAUGUACAUGAAUGGAGAGGGAUCAAGUAGUUGGUUAAAAGCCUUCUCAAUUGAGCAGAAAAUUUGAGGACCUAACUGUAGUUUUGAGGUGGCCUCGAGGCCACAUACUCUUUUUUUAUUUUUAUCUUUUUUAUUUUAUUUUAUUUUAUUUCAUGCAAUUUAUAAAGUAACCGUGUUUCGGUUUGUAAAUUGCCGGUGCAAAUAUGUAGAUUGCCAAAAAUUUGCUCUGUUGCAGCAACUUCCCUAAUUGAAUGGUAGUCUUAUGUGAGUCUAAUGGUUCUUGAUUAU